Thamnophis elegans (Western terrestrial garter snake) is the source of this 4589-nucleotide messenger RNA. RefSeq names its product IgGFc-binding protein-like. The coding region runs from base 1445 to 3838 and encodes 797 amino acids. Lineage: Eukaryota; Metazoa; Chordata; Lepidosauria; Squamata; Natricidae. The transcript is spliced from 10 exons. The record is from RefSeq and is a predicted model, not a curated record.
CUGCCAUUUGUUCUUCCAGCAGAAAAGCUCUCUGUUUACUACCAUGGCUUUUCCGUGCACGUUCAGACCAAUUUUGGUCUCUCUGUCUCUUACGACUGGUCCUACUCCGUAUCGAUGUCUGUCCCCAAGAGCUAUUCUGGGUUGCUUUGUGGUCUGAGCGGGAACUUCAACGGGAAUCAGAAGGACGACUUCCAAAACCCCAAUGGCGGACUUCUUUUCAGCCCUACCGCUUUCAGCAACAGCUGGAGAGAACCGAAUUCCCCUUUCCACUGCACAGUUGUUGGGCUUCCACCCUCCUGUGAUGAAUCUCAGUACUGGCCUUUGCAUUCUUGUGGGAUCAUCCGUGAUCCAAGUGGGCCAUUUCAGCUAUGCGGUGACCCUGCUACUGCUCGAAUCCACUUUGAGAACUGUGUGAAGGACAUGUGUGUCACCUCUGGCAGCAGCCUAUGCAAAACCCUGGGAGCAUAUGCUCAGCAGUGCCAAAGCCGUGGAAUUGCCCUUCAGCCCUGGAGGGAGAAGACUGGGUGUGAGUUGUUGUGUCCUGCUAACAGCUUUUAUGAUCUCUGUGGACCUCCUUGCUCGUCCUCUUGUGCCUCCUUAGCCACACCUUCCAACUGUCCGACUGGUUGCGUGGAAGGAUGCCACUGCAACCCUGGGUUUGUGCGGAGCGGCGUGGAGUGUGUGGACCAAGAUCAAUGCGGCUGCACUUACGAUGGGAGAUACUACCUGGCUGGGGAAAGUUUCUGGCCGGGAGGGAUUGCAGGAGCUUCUGUAGUUGUAACAGCACCAGCCAUGCUGUGGAAUGUGUCAACUCCACCUGCGGUCCCGGAGAGUUCUGCGGCACCUGGAAAGGCACUCAUGGGUGCCACAAGCUCUCAGAUGGUCUUUGUCAGGUGUCAGGGUAUCUUCACUACACCACCUUUGAUGGGCAACAGUUUGGAUUCCAGGGGACGUGCAAAUACGUCUUUGCAGAACUAUGUGGAAGCACUGCAGGCUUGCCCUUCUUUAGAGUCGAGGUGAAGAAUGAGAAGCGAAGUAACCAGCUGUUGCCCAUGACAUCAGAAGUGUUUGUUCAAGUGAAGGCCCACCAGAUACAUCUGCAGAGAGAUUUCUGGGGAAACAUCAAGGUCAACGGAGCAACUGUCAAUCUCCCAGUGAACCUCAAUCAAGGAGAGACCGUCAUUUUCCAGCAUGGAGCGUAUGUCAUUCUGAAAACAACAUUCAACCUGGUUGUGAGCUACGAUCUGAUGCAAAACCUCUUCGUCGUCCUUCCUCCCCAAUACAUGGGACAAACCUGUGGGCUCUGUGGGAAUUUCAACCGGGUUGCCCACGAUGACUUUGCGAUGCCCAACGGCUCGUUAGCAAUGGAUGGCUUCCAUUUUGCGGCCAGCUGGAAUUCCGAGAGUAGCUGUAAGGAUGUCUCUCCUCCUGGUUCUUACUCAGAAUGUUUGGAGAAGGAACAGCUCCUCCAGGCGAAAUACAAAUGCUGGAUCAUUCAAAAUCCCCAGGGCCCUUUGCUUCUUGUCAUUCCCAGGUUACUCCAGAGCCCUACAUGCGUGACUGCAUGUUGGACCUUUGCAUCUCUGCCUUGGAACACAGUGUAUGCCACUCCAUUCAGAACUACGCAGCAGCCUGCCAACGACAAAAUGUAAACAUUUCUGCCUGGAGGAACGAGAGUUUCUGCUAUUUUCAGUGCUCAGAACGUAGUCACUACAAGCUCUGCAAGAACUCUGUGGAUAAAGAAUGUUCUGCUAGUUGGCUUCAGGAUAUCCAAGGUACCGCUUGCUCCGAAGGAUGUGUCUGUGAUGAUGGGUACUAUCAGAGUGUCGACAAGUGUGUCCAGCUGGAACAGUGCGGUUGCACGCAUGAUGGACGCUAUUAUAAAAUUGGAGAGCACAUCUGGCUGCCGGGUUGUGCUAAAAAAUGCCAUUGUGACCCCCGUGGCAAUUUUCGCUGUUUCCCAGCUAGAUGCAAGAUGGAUCAACAAUGCACAUUGAAGGGGGGGCAGUAUGGCUGCCACAGUCUCCUGACCACCUGCGUCAUCACAGGAGAUCCUCAUUAUUUCACCUUUGAUGGUGCACUGGUGCACUUCCAGGGUAUCUGUGACUAUGAGGUCUCUCACACUUGCAACUCCACUCUGGAUUUCUCCUUCCGAGUUGUCAUCGAAAACCGACACUUCCAGAAUCCCAGAGUUUCCUUUGCUUACCGGGUGGAAAUCUGGUUUCAGAUGCACCAAUCAAGUUUCCAUGUUUUCCUUGAGCGAGGCAAAGCUGUCCAUGUUAAUGGCAAAAGAACCCAACUACCGGCCAAUGUAGGGUCCAUUGCUCGGAUCCUGAGAGUGAGGAAUAUGUUGACCGUGAGAACCAAAGCUAAUGUGGAAAUCCAGUUCAACGGGCAAGUAGUGUCUUCAUACGUGUGGGUCCAGAGUAUCAGAAUCAGCUGUGUGGCAUGUGCGGCAACUUCAACGGUGAUGCUUCGGAUGAUAAACUUUUACCCUGGAGACAAAGCCCUGAGUGAUGCCCAGUUUGGAAAUGCUUGGAUAUCCAACACCAGCUCUGUACGCUGUAAGAACGACACCAAAGACCUUAUUCCUUGUCCAAAUCAACACAAGUACAGACAAAUGUGUGCGAUCUUAAUUAACAGCUCAGGGCCUUUCUCCGAAUGUCACUGGCUCAAUAACCCAGACUUGUAUUAUGAAUCCUGCGUCUAUGAUUUAUGUCAGUACGGAUUGGGCAAUCGCAUGUUCUGCAUGGCCAUUGAAGCUUAUGAUGAAAUGUGCACCAUUACUGGGGUGAAGGUGAUGGACUGGCGACAGGCAACAGGAUGCAGCAUCACCUGUCCAGUUAACAAGUACUACGACUUUUGCGGCCCAGCUUGUCCUGCCACAUGUGCCAACCUCCAGGCCCCUGCCCUUUGCAAAAAACCUUGCGUCCCGGGCUGCAUCUGCAGGGAAGGCUAUGUCCUGAAUGCCGGCGUCUGCAUACCUCUGAAACUCUGUGGCUGCACGCUGAAUGGCCGCUAUUACCAGCUGGGAGAACGAGUGAUCCUGGGGGACGCUUGUAACCAAAGAUGCAUCUGCGUGCAAGCUGCUCACCCGAUGGAAUGUCAGGAACUAGCCUGCAAAGCUCAGGAAAUGUGCAAAGUUGUGGAUGAUGUACGGGGUUGUUACCCAAUGACAUUUGGCCUGAUGCAACUAUAUGGCCCUUCAAACUACGUCACUUUUGAUGGUGUUCCUUUUAGUUUUCAAGGGGCCUGCAAAUACACCCUCGUUUCAUACUGUGGCCCUGCAGGAAAGCUUCCCAGCUUCAACAUUCAAGUAUUAAAUAUGCAUAAGGAGUCUGUCUUGGUAUCCUGGAUAAAACAGUUGGAACUUGAAAUCUAUGGGGAGAAAAUAAUUGUAGCAAAAGGGCAGCAUGGCUUAAUAAAGGUGAAUGGCCUCCUAAUGAAUCUGCCCAUCACCCUUGCGAUGGGAAAACUCUAUGCCUAUUCUACUACUGCCUUCCUCACUAUUGAGACCGAUACGGGCCUCUCUGUUUCCUAUGAUUGGUCUCACCACGUGUCAGUUUCAGUUCCUGAAAUUUACUCGAGGUCCCUCUGUGGCCUUGGCGGAGAUUUCAACCAGAAUUGCCACAACGACUUCAGGACUCCCAGAGGUUUGGUGGUUCAGGAUCCAGAGACUUUGGCAACAGCUGGAAAGAUUCUGGCUCCCCAUUCCACUGCGCAGCUGUCGGGCCUUUACCAAAUUGCAGUGAAACGGAAUUGGCCCAAUACCGAUCUCUGGAUUAUUGUGGACUCAUUCGUGAUACGAAUGGGCCAUUUCAAGACUGUCAUGACCUAAUGGAGGCUCAGUCUUACACAGAGCAUUGUGUCAAGAUCCUAUGCACAACACGGGGCAGCCACAAGAUUCUGUGUGAAGUGCUAUCUACGUAUGCCCAGAGAUGUCAAGCAAACCACAUCAAGAUUCAGCCAUGGGGAAAGAUCACAGGUGUGAGUUGACUUGCCCGGAGAACAGCCGUUACGUCUUUUGCGGUUCUCCCUGCCCUGCCUCUUGCGCCCAACCCACUGGACCUCCAAACUGUUUCCAGAACACGUGCGUAGAAGGAUGCCAGUGUGAAGCGGGGUUUGUGCUGAGUGGCACGGACUGCGUGCCGUGGGAACGGUGUGGCUGCACCUACAACGGACGGUAUUACUUGAAAGGGGAAACCUUCUUCCUGGAAGGAGAAAACUGUAAAAAAAAGUAUCGGUGUGAUGGCGCCAUCUCUGCCAUUGAAGCUGAUGGGUCCUUCUGCGGCCUGGAACAAUUCUGUGGCACUCAGAAGGGAGUGUAUGGUUGCCACACGUUGGCAGAUGGCACAUGUCAAAUUUCUGGAUUUCUUCACUACACCACCUUUGACGGACAACCGUACAGCUUCCAAGGCACCUCUAUGUACGUCUUGGUGGAACUGUGCCCAAUGUCCAAGAUUUUACCCUCUUUCAGAGUUGAAGUGAAGAAUGAGAAGACACCUAAGAGGCUUUCCCCUGAGAUAUCAAUGGUACUGGUUCUAGUGGACAACACCCAGAUAUAUCUGCAGAGAGGGCACCACGGGAGG